This is a messenger RNA of Aphidius gifuensis, 1557 nucleotides long. RefSeq names its product eukaryotic translation initiation factor 5A (gene eEF5). Bases 146 to 625 code for a protein of 159 amino acids. Gene Ontology annotation, molecular function: RNA binding; translation elongation factor activity; ribosome binding. Lineage: Eukaryota; Metazoa; Arthropoda; Insecta; Hymenoptera; Braconidae. The transcript is spliced from 4 exons. Gene Ontology annotation, biological process: positive regulation of translational termination; positive regulation of translational elongation. The record is from RefSeq and is a predicted model, not a curated record.
CACUGUGAGGGGGCAGCACAUGUAUUAUUUCCGUGAUUUAAGCAAAGUGAACCCCUCUUUGAAGAACCGGGCGGCGCAAGCGCAUUAAGAUCUUCUGGUUAGAGUGUCCAUUUUGGUAACAUACUUCCACACGUAAUAUCAAACAAUGGCAGAUAUGGAAGAUACUCAUUUUGAGACUGGUGACUCUGGUGCAUCAACCACUUACCCAAUGCAAUGUUCAGCAUUGCGUAAAAAUGGUUUUGUCAUGUUAAAAUCACGUCCAUGUAAAAUUGUGGAAAUGUCUACAUCAAAGACUGGCAAGCAUGGUCACGCUAAGGUCCAUCUUAUUGGAAUUGAUAUUUUUUCCUCAAAAAAGUAUGAAGAUAUCUGCCCAUCAACACACAACAUGGAUGUACCCCAUGUCAAGAGAGAAGAUUAUCAAUUAACAGACAUUGAUGAUGGUUAUUUGUGUUUGAUGUCUGACAAUGGAGAUCUUCGUGAAGAUCUUAAAAUUCCAGACGGUGAUUUGGGAGUACAAUUACGUGCUGAUUUUGAUGCUGGAAAAGAACUUCUUUGCACUGUAUUGAAAGCCUGCGGUGAAGAAGUCGUCAUCGCCAUCAAAACCAACACUGCCCUGGACAAAUAAUUAUGUUCAGUUAAUACUGUACACAACUUCACCAAUCGCUUAGCCAAUCAACACUUAACCAUUGAUAUACAAUAUAUGUAUGUGGACAUUCACAUAUAUCUCAAUAUAUAUAUGAAUAACACAUUAUUAUUAUUGUAUUUAUCAAUUGUUUCAACAAUAACAACAAUCUUCAAAGCAGCGAAGAAUAAUUUACAUCUUUUUUAUCAAAGUAAUACCAUUAAAAAAACUUACCAAAAUAAUAAUAAAAAACAUAAAAAAAUUAAUCAUAUGUUAAUUGGGUCAUGAUAUAUAUAUUUAUCCUAAUCGGCAUAUGCUUGGAACAAAAAAAAAAAAAAUACAAAAUUUUCAAAUAAACAAAUAAAAAGUUGUGUAAAGUAAUAUUAACUGUAUUAACGUGAGCUUUUAUCUGCGUUUACAGUUUGACUGACAAAUAAAUAAAACACACACACAUGUUGUUUGUUAUAAAUAAGAUAUAAAGCGACAAAAAAAAAUCAUUAUCAUCCAAAGGAUUGAUUGAUGAAUAAAUUUUGAAAGAGCCUUUUUUUUUUUUUUCUUCAUAAAUUUUGAUUAUUAUAUUAUUUUCUUUCUAAGCUAUUUUUACGAAUAGAAAUUAUAUCUCGAUAGUUUUGGGAGAGAGAAAAAUAGAUAAGGACAUGCAUUUAUAAUUUUUUUUUCUUUUUUUUUUCAUUAUUUUUGCUGCUAGAAAGAUUGAUAAUUAAUAAUAUGAAAAAUUGGUGAGGUAAUUUAAUUAUUAAUACAAUGAUAAGUUUGAUUAUUAAUUUGUUGCUGGUUAAAAUUUACUAUCAUGUUUAAAACAACAAAAUUAAAAAAUAUUGGUGAAGUUGGUCACUGAAUAAUUGAUCAAAAAAUGCUUGGAGUUUAUUAUAUUUGUCAAGAAUUGCGAAAAUAAAUUACUAUUGACAGUGAACAAG